AAAAAGAGAGAGAGACAGAGACAGAGAGACAGAGAGAGAGAGAGAGAGAACAGCCAUCCUGAGCGGCCUGACCAUACAACUACCCCUAAGAAAUCCCUCUGAUGUCCCUGGGACUUCACAGGGCAAGUGUCUUACAGGUAUUCAAGAAACUACUUGCCCACGUUCUUCUAAGCUGUCCUUAUUAAGUACCUAGUUCUGAUAGUUGCCGGGUAGCCACCUAUUUCUCUUCUAUGAACUGCCAUUCUCCAUUAGUGCCCACUCUAAGGCCCUAUGGUGCCAAUGCUAUGUGAUGGUCUCUGUCAGAGUAGGGCUGGAGAGCGUCACCUCUUUUUUUUUUAACUUUAUCUUGAGUAACUUUUUUUUUCAUAUUUUAUCUCCUCUGCAUAGUAAUCACAUAACCCCUUCUUGGGCCCAACCUCUGAUGAACGGAGCCCCUUCAGCCAUUAGGCCCUGACCCUUCCCUUUCUGGGGUCUCAGAGCUCUCAUCACAUCAGACACAGGGCAGACACCAGACCAAGAAUUUGUCUUCCCUCACCCCUCUCUCCAGGGGUCUUUCCUCCUCUUUUUGCCCCCAAAUGAAAACACCUCAAAUCAACUCAGGUAAGACCAGGAUGGCAGGUAUCUGUAGCCUGGUGGUUCUGCUGACACUGACUCUUGGCUAGGGACUCAGCCAGGACACCUUGCUUCAUGAGGACUUGUUACGGAAGCUCAUGUCACGGCAUGACAGGCCAGUGAGUGGAGAGGUGAGUUGCUCAGGCAAGUAAUAGUGAGUUUAUUCCAGAAAGCCAGCGGACUGAGAAGAUGACGGACUAGAGUCCCAAAGAACCACCUUCCUCCAGUUGGAAUUCAGGCAAAAGGGGAGGUGGUAAAAUCCUGGUUCUGGCCAGACUCCAGCGGGGAUGUGUUAAUUUCUUUCUGCCUGCGGCAGUUCCCAGGUGGGCCUGGUCAGGAUGAUUACUGUGAGCUGAGCAAAGGUAUUUUAGCUUAAUGCUCAUUACCUGGGGGGCAGGGCUCCCAGACAUGGGCCAUUAUGCAUAAUUUAAGCUUAUAGGCAACACCCCUUUAGUGAUUAACUAAAGAGGUUCUUCCCUAUUACAGAUGCUUCAUGCCACCUGGUAUCUCCUUAGUAAGUCCAGUCUGCAGAAAUGAUGGGAGUUGGAAGCCACAGCUCUGUUGUCUUAAGGGCAUUGAAAAGGCUUUGAAAGUUGGUGACUGUUCUCACUUGCAACCCAAGGACACAACUGGAAUGAGGUGGCGAGCAAUGUCCCCAAGCCGUAGUUCAGAAGGGAAUGGAGGCCUUUUUACAAUAUUGAAAUAUCCAGACCCAUCUACAGGGAAGUCUUUGAAAUUCUUCCCACCACAGAAGCCAUGUUGGAAUUCUCAGCUUCAGUCCCACUAAGCCCUUGUGGGAAAGAAAGACUUCAGGUGGAGGAAGAGAGCAGCAGUGUUCCUGAGUGUCCCUGGAAACUCUAUUUAGUAGCCUGCUUUCUGAAGAUUUGCCCACCCUGCCCUGGGGACGUGGUGUAUCCAGAGGCAAACCUAAGAAAAAAGAAGCCCUGGCACCAUAUGAUGCUUUUCUCUGGCAGGCAGUGUGGCCAUGUUGGGAGACCUGAGGAACUUUUACUGACGUUCAAGAUAUUCCUUGUCAUCAUUUGUCUUCAUGUCACUGUGGUUACAUCCCUGGAAGAGCAUGCUGAUAAUUCCAGUUUGUUGUCACCUUCUGCUGAAUCAUCUCUUGUUGGUUUUGUCCCCUACUCCAAUGGUACUCCAGAGGUUGAAACUACAAGCUUAAAUGAUGCUACUUCGAGCGUAUUAUCUACUUUGAACAAAACAGAAAAAACUAAAAUCACUAUAGUAAAAACCUUCAAUGCAUCAGGUGUCAAACCCCAGAGAAAUAUCUGCAAUUUGUCAUCUAUUUGCAAUGACUCAGCCUUUUUUAGAGGUGAGAUCAUGUUUCAAUAUGAUGAAGAAAGCAAUGUUACCCAGAAUCAAGUUAUGGCUAAUGGUACCUCAACUGGAAUCCUGUCUCUAAGGGAAUUGAAACGAUCAGAACUCAACAAAACCCUGCAAACUUUAAGUGAGACUUAUUUUAUAGUGUGUGCUACAGCAGAGGCCCAAAGCACAUUAAAUUGUACAUUCACAAUAAAACUGCAUAAGACAAUGAACAUAUGUACUGCGAUGGUUGCUUGGCAAACAGUAAAGAUUCGACGGAUGGAACAGUGCUGCUGUUCUGUCAGGAUCCCCUGCCCUUCCUCCCCGGAAGAGUUAGAAAAACUGCAGUGUGACGUGCAGGAUCCUGUUGUGUGUCUUGCUGGUCAUCCACAUGGUACACCAUUUUCUUCUUCCAGCAAUUCCAUCCCAGUUGCUCCUCAGGCCACCAUUGUGUCCCAGACCUCCAGUGCCUUCUCUUUUACUGAGCCUCUAGCUCAUCCAUCUGUAAUCCAGAGCCCUCACUCUCCAACAGGGGUGAUUCCCCUUUCUUCUCCCCAGCCUUCAGCUCCCAUAGCUUCCAGCCCUGCCAUUGAUAUGCUCCCCCAGUCUGGAACUAUCUCUUCCCCUAUGCCGCCAACUCAUCUUUCCCACACCCUGCCACCUGUGAAAUCCUUACCUCCCUCUCCCACCACGUCUGCCCCUGUGAAUGUCAACACGACCAGCACACCUCCUGACAAGACAGAAAUUGUUCACACCAGCAGCGUCAGUGUUUCUGAGCUUGAGAACCAAGUGUCCCGGAUGGAGAAAGUUCUUUCCUUAGGCAGCUUGGAGCCUAACCUCGCAGGACAAAUGAUAAACCAAGUCAGCAGACUCCUUCAUUCCCCGCCCACCUUGCUGGCCCCUUUGGCCCAAAGAUUGCUAAAAGUAGUGGAUGACAUUGGCUUACAGCUGAAUUUUUCAACCAAGACCAUAAGUCUGACCUCCCCUUCUUUGGCUCUGACUGUGAUCAGAGUGAAUGCCAGUAAUUUUGACACAACUACUUUUGCUGCUCAAGACCCUGCAAAUCUUCAGGUUUCUCUGGAAACUCAGGCUCCUGAGAAUAGUAUUGGUGUUAUUACUCUGCCUUCUUCGCUGAUGAGUAAUUUACCAGCUAAUGAUGUGGAGCUGGCUUCCAGGGUGCAGUUCAACUUUUUUGAAACACCUGCCCUGUUUCAGGACCCUGCCUUGGAGAACCUCUCUCUGAUCAGCUAUGUCAUUUCCUCGAGCGUGGCGAACCUGACAGUCAAGAAUUUGACAAGAAACGUGACGGUUACAUUAAAGCACAUCCACCGGAGCCAGGAUGACUUAACAGUGAGAUGUGUAUUUUGGGACUUGGGCAGAAACGGUGGCAGAGGAGGCUGGUCAUCUGAUGGCUGCUCUGUCAAAGACAGGAGGCUAAAUGAAACCACCUGUACCUGCAGCCACCUUACAAGCUUCGGCGUCCUACUGGACUUGUCUCGAACAUCCUUGCCACCGGCUCAGAUAAUGGCCCUGACAUUUAUCACCUAUAUUGGUUGUGGGCUUUCAUCAAUUUUUUUGUCAGUUACUCUUGUAACCUACAUAGCCUUUGAAAAGAUCCGGAGGGAUUACCCUUCCAAAAUCCUCAUCCAGCUGUGUGCAGCUCUGCUGCUGCUGAACCUGGUGUUCCUCUUGGACUCGUGGAUUGCUUUGUAUGACAUAAGAGGCCUCUGCAUCUCAGUGGCUAUAUUUCUGCAUUAUUUUCUCUUGGUCUCGUUCACUUGGAUGGGCCUGGAAGCAUUCCAUAUGUACCUGGCCCUUGUCAAAGUGUUUAAUACUUACAUCCGAAAAUACAUCCUUAAAUUCUGCAUUGUUGGUUGGGGGGUACCAGCUGUGGUUGUGACCAUUGUCCUGAUUAUAUCUCCAGAUAACUAUGGACUUGGAUCCUAUGGGAAAUUCCCCAACGGGUCACCUGAUGACUUUUGCUGGAUCAACAGCAAUGCUGUAUUCUAUAUUACGGUUGUGGGAUAUUUCUGUGUGAUAUUUUUGCUGAACGUCAGCAUGUUCAUUGUGGUCCUGGUUCAACUUUUUCGAAUUAAAAAGAAGAAGCAACUGGGAGCCCAACGAAAAACCAGUAUUCAAGAUCUCAGGAGUGUCGCUGGCCUUACGUUUUUACUAGGAAUUACUUGGGGCUUUGCCUUCUUUGCCUGGGGACCAGUUAAUGUCACCUUCAUGUAUCUCUUUGCCAUCUUUAACACGUUACAAGGAUUUUUCAUAUUCAUCUUUUACUGUGUAGCAAAAGAGAACGUCAGAAAGCAGUGGAGACGGUAUCUGUGUUGUGGAAAGUUACGACUGGCUGAAAAUUCUGACUGGAGUAAAACUGCUACUAAUGGUUUAAAGAAGCAGACUGUAAACCAAGGAGUCUCGAGCUCUUCAAAUUCCUUACAGUCAAACAGUAACUCCACCCAGUCCACCACGCUGCUAGUGAAUAAUGAUUGCUCAGGACUCACGAGCGGAAAUGCGAAUGCUUCUACCGAGAAGAAUGGUUUUUCUUUCAGUCUUCAGAAUGGAGACGUGUGCCUCCAUGAUUUCACUGGAAAACAGCACAUGUUUAAUGAGAAAGAAGAUUCCUGCAAUGGUAAAAACCGUAUCGCUCUAAGAAGGACUUCAAAGCGGGGAAGCUUACACUUUAUUGAGCAAAUGUGAUUCCUUUUCCUAAAAUCAAAGCAUGUUGCUUGACAGUGUGAAAAUGUCCAAUCUUAUUUUUUACACAAUGUGAGUUGUAUGAAAAUCAACUAAUUUUAUACUCAGCAACUUCUGGAGGAGCAUAAGCUAAUUGAGCGCAAUGGUUGCUAUUGGAAGAGGAAACCAAGACUUUAUACCAUGGUUCUUAGACAUUUGUGAUUUGGUUUCUCAUCCUUCAUUUUAAAAGAAGACUGGUUUUAAACAACACACUAAGAAUAAGACUCAUUUCUAAAAAAUCAAAGUAGUUCAUUUCCAGCCCCAGUUAAAGAUGCUAAGUUAUCUUUGAUAACAUAUGAAGCCACUGUUGGCUUCAGCCUGUUGGUGAGUUUCGUCGUGCAUGCCUUUGUUGUAAAUAAGAUAAAUUCUAGUGACCCACAUGUCAAAAAUCUUACUUCUCCAUUUUUGGUAUUUAUUUUCUACUGUGUAAAUUUCUUUCUUUGUAGAAUCACGGUUGUGCUGUUGUGUCUAAUGUGAUAAUUCAGAAAAUCCUUGCUGAUUCAGUGACCUCUAAAGCUCCUUUUGGAGAUUAUAUGGGAUGUGAAAUACAGGAACUUCACUGAAAUCAAGAAAUAAUGACGCCAGCCAGACUGGAAAAAUGUAAGCAGGUAGUGCCACAAUUAGCUCAUAUAGUGCCUUGGAGUGAGUUAGAAAAAGGUGCCCCCACUGGGCAGACACAGCCCCAUGGGCUCGUGAUUUGGCAAACAGAAUGAGGGCCAUAUUUUCGCCCCACUCACCCUCUCGGAUGCACCGUUGUUCAGGGUGGCACCUGUACAACCGUACAUAGCAUCCGAUACUGACACCCGUCUCCUGACCUCUUCCCUAAUCAUCAGAUUACGGAAGCUGCACCAAGGUGUUUAGCUGAAUACCUUGGUCACCGAGAGGGAAGGAACUGUAAUCUAGACCAUGUGGUAGAAAAAUCAUGAUGUGGAAGCGAUACAUACACUGCCACUUCUCAAAUCCCCAGAGCCUUUCAGAAAAGGGGAGUAGAGUAGGAUUACCUUUUAAAAGAGAUGUACAUUAAAAAAAAAUCAUAUUGCUGUUCUUUAAAAAGCAACUGCAUGGUACUUUGUUGAUUGCUAUGACUGGUACACUCUGGCCCAGCCAGAGCUUUAAUUAUUUUUUUUUAAAGAAUUGUCUUGAUGAGUGUAUAGUGACAAGGGGGAGCAGCUAUUGGGAACAGUGAACUAUCCUGCAAUGCUAUUGUUUCCAUAUGUAUCAAACCCUGAUUGGUCCUAGUCAUAGCGAGUCUAUCUUGCUUCCUACCUACAACUGCUUGAGCAGUGCCUCAAGUAUGUCCUUACUAGGAACAUUUCAAAAACCUUUAGUUAGGUCUUUCGCCAAGGUUCCCUUGCAUAUAUUUCAAGUGAAUGUUGUAUCCCAGACUAACCACAGUAAUAACGUAAUACACUUCUGUGAGUGCUGAUUUGUCUUUGCAAUAUUUCUUCUCCGAUUUAUUUAAUUGUCUUGUAUUUAUACGUUAAAAUUGACAAAAAUGUUAAAAUUGCCAAAAUAAAUUUGCAGUUAAGCCCUUUAAGUU
Aethalodelphis obliquidens (Pacific white-sided dolphin) is the source of this 6211-nucleotide messenger RNA. It is a transcript of the gene ADGRG2, whose product is annotated as adhesion G protein-coupled receptor G2. Gene Ontology annotation, molecular function: G protein-coupled receptor activity. The coding region runs from base 1369 to 4635 and encodes 1088 amino acids. Lineage: Eukaryota; Metazoa; Chordata; Mammalia; Artiodactyla; Delphinidae. The transcript is spliced from 29 exons. The record is from RefSeq and is a predicted model, not a curated record. Gene Ontology annotation, cellular component: plasma membrane. Gene Ontology annotation, biological process: adenylate cyclase-activating G protein-coupled receptor signaling pathway; cell surface receptor signaling pathway.